This is a messenger RNA of Erythranthe guttata (spotted monkey flower), 1115 nucleotides long. Its product is annotated as Translocon-associated protein (TRAP), alpha subunit. Lineage: Eukaryota; Viridiplantae; Streptophyta; Magnoliopsida; Lamiales; Phrymaceae. The record is from RefSeq and is a predicted model, not a curated record. Gene Ontology annotation, cellular component: endoplasmic reticulum; endoplasmic reticulum membrane.
CACAAUUCCCCAUUCUCACAACACUCUGUUUUGUUCUAAGCAAUAAUAAAGAAGCGAAAUGUCAAUUAGGGGUUUUCUCAUCCUCGCCCUCUCCCUGCUCCUUCUCUCUUCAUCAAUUCUUCAAGUUGCAAGAUGUGAGCCGGACCCUGACGCAGAUAUUGUUGAGUCAGCUGAUGAAGGAGCGGAUCUCGGGAUUGUUGGUGAUGAUGUCCAAGAUUUUAGCAGUGGGAAUUUCAGUCCAGCUCCAGAAGUGGAAACAGUUUGUCUUUUUCCCAAAAACCCCUCGAAAAAUGUAGUGGCUGGUGAAGAAAGUGAACUUCUCGUUGGAAUUAAAAAUGACGGGCAAUCAGUUAUUAAUGUCAUUGCCAUCCAGGCUAGCGUUCAUCUUCCUUAUAAUUACCACUACUUGCUUCAGAAUCUUUCUACCCAGGCUUUUAAGAAUGCAUCAGUUCCCCCGUCAUCUCAAGCUUCUUUCCCUUAUAUAUUUGGCGUUAGCAAGUUUUUGCAGGCUGGUGCAUAUGAUCUUGUGGGAACUAUCGUUUAUGAGAUUGACCAACACCCAUACCAGAGUACCUUCUACAACGGGACAAUUGAAGUUACUGAGUCAGGCGGCAUGUUCAGUGUUGAGUCAGUAUUCUUGUUUUGCCUUGGAAUAGCUCUUCUUGGUCUUCUUGGAUUUUGGAUACGUAACCAAAUUCAACAAUUUUCCAAGAAAACCAAGAGGGCACCAAAGGUGGAAGUUGGAACCGGGACAACUGAUGCCUCAAUGGACGAGUGGUUGCAGGGAACUGCUUAUACUCAAUCUCAGUCCAACAAAUCAAAGAAGAAGAAGUAGAUGUGCACACUCAAACAGUUGACCGUAAGCAGAAGCAUGUAAUGGAGGUGAUGUUUUGUGUAUUAAAAUUUAGGGACUUCGAGGUUUAUUUAUUUGGAAGAAAUUAGUCCGGAAGUACCUACCUCACUCACUGUUGUAGCAGAAAACUUCCCUUUUUCUUAAGAGAGAUUCUGAAAAACCGAGAGUUCGACUUAGAAAAAACGACAGUUUUGUAAUCAUGAGAUUUUGGUUAGAUUACGGUCAUUUUGUCAAUUAAUCUAACAUUCUUCUGCUUGCUGAA